Messenger RNA from Synchiropus splendidus (mandarinfish), 5912 nucleotides. It is a transcript of the gene nacad, whose product is annotated as NAC alpha domain containing. Gene Ontology annotation, cellular component: cytoplasm; nascent polypeptide-associated complex. Gene Ontology annotation, biological process: protein targeting to membrane. Lineage: Eukaryota; Metazoa; Chordata; Actinopteri; Syngnathiformes; Callionymidae. The record is from RefSeq and is a predicted model, not a curated record. The coding region runs from base 151 to 5172 and encodes 1673 amino acids. The transcript is spliced from 10 exons.
UGCACACAGACACGUGCUGGCUGGCUGAAACCUCCUCCUCCGUUUUCACUUUCUCUCUCUCUCUCUCUCUCUCUCUCCCUCCACUCCUCUUCACCUCGGCUGUCCCGGCUUUAUGGUCGAUUGUUGCGUCAGAGGGAGUCAGCAGGAAGCAUGCCCAGCGAGAGCACCCACAGAUGUGUCCCUUCAGACCAGCAUCUGGCACCGGGCGACAAUGACAUCCCUGCACCAGACAUGACCCGGUAUCCGUCCACAGACUCCACUCUCAGUGACAGCACCCCUCAAAAGCUUCUCCUGUCAUGCGCCUCGCCAUUUGGACCUAGACUUUUUUAUGCAACGCCACACGCCUCUGGUUCACCUAGGCCUCAGCCCGAGGGCUCGGAUCAACAUCACAGAACUUCCUCCAGACGCUCCGGGAUGCUGGGCGGCCAUGGACCUCGUGGUAGCAACAUCCCUGUGAAAAUGGAAAGGAUAAAGGUCUUGACGGGGUCAGAGGUGGAGAGUGACUUUCAGGAACCAGAGACCUGGGACACCCGAGUGGUGAUGGGUCAGGAGACUCUGCUCAAAGCUGCGGAGUGGCCAAAGGGCAAGCUCAUGGGGGAGCCACUGCACCAGGCUGCCCCAGACCCAGCGCCCGCCCAGCCAGAGGAUGCUGUGCAACACCCCCAGAAACAGCACAGCCAGCUGAAGAGCUUGCUCGGUCCCCAGCUCAUGGACACGGAUGGUCCUCCCGCUGGGUGUGAGACGACUAAAGAUGGGUCAUCUAUCAAUGAAGCGCAGGGUCCAAGAUUUUCUCAGGAUGAAGUGCCUUCCUCCGCCUCUGGGCUAAACCCUGCUGUAGCGUUGUCCUUUUCUGAGCCGCCGUUUUCUGUCGACCCUCUCAGGGUGGGUGUGCCCUCAUUCCUGGAACCGGACCUAUAUUACACUGCUCCUUCAACUCCAAUCAAAGUGGCUUCCCGCUCUCUGAAGCAUCACUCCUAUCCUGGUUCUCCUGCCUGCCCUCUCUCACCUGGCUCACCCUCAGACAGUGAGGACCUCUGCUCUCCUUUGACGUCUUCUUCUGGUUCUUACGUGACGGCAGAAGGAGGUAGCUGGACCUCUUACACUUCCUCCACCUCACCCUCUGCUUCUCCCAAUAUGCUUCUCACAGAGGAGGCACAGGAAGCCCCCGCUUGUUUUGUCGGCUCCCUAUCGGAGAUCGGUGACGUCGCCGGGGAGGAGAAGGGCCGGGCGUGCCCAGAGUCGGGAGAGAAGCCGGCGUCCUCUUGUCACCCCGAAGAUGAUCCACAGGCAUGUAGGUCUAGGAUCCGGAGGGAGCCCAGCGCUGAGACAGAGGGAGGUGCUUCCGUAGUAGGUAGAAGCAAUGGUCCUUGUUUGUCUCCUCACAACAGUAUUAAAAGCCGAAGCAGUGACUCACAGGAGUCUGAGAAUUCUUUUUGCUCGCAGGCAGAAGCUGAAAGUGCUGAGUUUUCUGGGCCCUUUCAAGCCAACUUGAGGCUAGAAUUGGAUGUUUGUGUAGCAGAGGACGCAACGGAGCUCCACUCUCCGUCCUCGACCCCCGACUCACCUGUCAUUCCUCUGGAUGGUCUCUGCCUGGGAGCCUUCGACAGUUGUAGUGCGUUUCUGCUGUCUCAGGCAGCCCACCCAGAAAACACACCUGGAGAAGACGGAAUGAUCCCGGCCUCUCUCAUCUCCUUGCCGCUCCACACUGACCUCAUAUUCCGAGCCGAUUCCAUGGAAAUCACACUGUUCCCCACCGAGGACGAGGGGGAAGUGGUGGCUGAGAGAAACCAAGACGAUGAUGUGGAUGCUUACGCAGCAGGGGAGGAAGAAGCAGACGUGGAAGACGAUGACGAAGACGAUGACGAUUCCGAUGAUGUCAAUGGUAACAAGGUGCUGGACGGUGACCUGGCUUAUCCGAUACACUGCAGCCAUGGUGGGGCAGGCCAGGUGGCUGGAGAGGGAGGAAACGAGACGGACAAGGAACAUGAGGCUCAGGAAGUGGACGAUCUUCCAGAUGAGGACAGCUCAGCCUCCUACCUUCGUUCCCUCUCAGAUACGUCUUUGAAUGAAGGGUUGGAUGAGUCCUUCUGUUACCACGAUGACACAGAGGAGUCCUUGGAUUCCGCCUCGUAUAACGGUGAAGAAGAGGAACGACUGUACAGCACUGAGAGGCAUGCGCAGUCUCAGGAGCCCACUUCAGGUGAUGAGCUCCAGCUGCCAGGACGACCUGCACCUGAGCAGCUGGUGUCUGGGGAAACAGAAGCAUGGGCACACGUGCACGCUCUCCUUGCACCGGAAGUGGAUUCUGUCAGUGAGGUGCAGCUGACAGCAGAGGCUGGAGGCGUGACAGAACCAACCCAACACCAGACUCUCUUCGGUCAAGCUUUACGCCCCACAAGCAGUUCUCCGAAUGAGAUGAGAAUGGUGGGUGCCGUAGAUGAUCCUGGUGAGAGUCCGUCACACUGCCCUCGCCUCGACGCCACUCGAGCUCACGCUCCUGCAGCAUCUGUUCCAGGCGCUAGCGACCAUACAGAUGAGCCGACUCAGAAAACAAUCCACGUCCAAGAUGAGGACUCGGAGGGGGAAUCCACCGGUGGACCGGAAAAAGAUUCUUUUAAGUCAUGUCAGUACCAGCCCGAAGUCACAGUGAAGAAGCAAGGAACAUCUUCACCACAGAACACCAUGAAUAAAAGUGACAUUUCUCCAGGUUCCUGUGAGGAGUUUGCUGCCAGACUGUUCUCUCUGAGCACAGGCUUGGCUGCUGCAACCAACGAUUUGAACAAAGGUGUGCUUGUUGUUUCCAGCCCUAAAGAACAAAGUCCAAGCGCCAGCAACAUCCCCGUCUCUGCUCCUCCUGAGAUCGUGCCAGCGGAGAACAUGAUGCUGAGCCCUGAGCAUCGCCCCGUCGACUCAUCCCAAGACAACUUAAGGGAGACGGCCCUGAGCACGGACGAGGCUUUGCUUGGAGCCAUGGGCGCGCCACUCUCGCCCCUCGCCAUCUCACCUAAAAGGAAAAACUCUGAAAGAGAGGACUCGGGGGCUCAAUGUGAUGGCUGGAGAGGGUUCAGACUGGAGUCUGGCCCUGGGGUGGACACUCUGUUCCUGUCUGAGGGUCAGAGCAGACAGGCCUCAGUUCCACCCCACCCCAGCAGAGGGGCCUACAACCACUCCGACGAUGUUCUGGCUUCUUUUCUGAGCAAGGAGGAUGGUGACGAUGGGCUCCAGCAGAAGGUUCAGCUGGCUGGAGGGUCGACCUCUUCCAACCUGGUCCUGUGGAAGUCCAUCGAGGAGAUAUCAGAAGCAGGCGGAGGAGAGGAUGGAAGCUCCAGAUUCCCCGAGGACGAUGUCAGUAAUCUGACCGCUGAUGUUGGGGACAGCAUGAGGGAGGAGCUGCAGGACAUGUGGGCGUGUUGUAACAGUAACCAUGACUCGGUGAGUGGGAGGCUGAACGCUCUGUCAACAGAGAUGCGACCCCAGUCUGCCAGUGUCAGCGUGAGGGAGUCGGUGACUAACAUCCCGCUGGAAGAUACGCCAGCUGGGGUGAGUGGCAAACUCUCUGAUGAAGAGCAGGGACCAGGGUCACUGAGCAAGUCUGGCACUGAACGAGCUCAUGCGAGUCACCCAGUCUGCUCAGAAGAUGACUCGCAUUCCAGUCCACCGAGUCAGAACAUCAAAGGCGACCAUGCACUUUCCGUACUUCAGGGUUCCUUUGGCAGCUUCACACCUCAAUCAAAAAUGAUGGAGAAGAUGGUUUGUCAAGAAACAGAAGGUUCCAAGUCAACAUCAGACCCGAGUCGCGUCCUGGACGAACAAGACAAAGAGGUGAACAAAGGAAAUUCAGGCUUCUUUGAAAAGGAAGAAAGGGAAGCUGGUGGAGAGGUGUGUCCGGCUCAGAGGCAGCUGGAAGGCCCUGCAGUUGAGGGAGAACUGUGCACUGAUCUCCAGCCUUCCACUGAGAAGGCAAGCCAAGGAAAGCAGAAGGAAACAGCCAUCUCUGACUCCGAGGCUCACUCCAAUGACGAGCUGAAGAAAGCUAUUACUGACGCACUUGAAGAAAAGGCAGCGCUUGACACGAGACACCGUGCACGGACAGACUACACCCUAGACAUGAACCAGAACCGCAUCAUUAGGAGCCCACAAGCCUUUGACCCUGCACACUCACGCGCAACAUCCCUUCCCCUGACUCCCAUUCUUCGCUCACAUGACCUUCCCACACAGCAGCAGCAGUCGCAGCCCGCGCGCUCACUCGCUAUCCAUCGCAGCAGCGACGACCCCGGAGGGCCGUCAACCUCCGCAAACGUCCCAUCAGCUUCCUUCCCAAAGCCUCCGAGUCUCUCUCAGCCAACUCAGGAGUCGAGUCCUAAAAACAGAAAGACACACUCAGGAUCCAGCUCAGUGAGGGAGGUGGAGAGUGACGGAGGCCACGGGCCGCCUCCUUCUGGAGACGCAUUCCGGCCAGAAGAAUCUUUUAUGUGUGGGAAUGACACCACGCCGAGUCUCAGCGCUGAGAAUCACAUGCAGAUUCAGCCCUUCAGCUCUCGGAAACUGACUGGUUGUCAGCACAGUCUCAAGACUUCUGAGGACAUUUGCUUCAACAGCAGUUCCAUGUUGGCGUCCUGUAAUGAGUCAGAAAGUGAGGGCUCGCUCACUGAAGAUCAAGAGGCACUGAGAGCAUCUGACCCACGGAUCUCCACCGUGGAUGAUGGUUUAAACAGAACAAAACAAAGUCGCAGUGAGAAGAAGGCGCGCAAGGCCAUGUCUAAACUGGGUCUGAAGGCCGUCCAUGGCGUGACCCGCAUCACCAUCAGGAAGUCCAAGAGCAUCCUGUUCGUCAUCAGCAGGCCAGAUGUAUUCAAGAGUCCAGCCUCAGACAUUUACAUCGUCUUUGGAGAAGCAAAGAUCGAAGACCUGUCCCAGCAGGCGCACAAAGCAGCUGCAGAGAAGUUCAAGAUGCCCGGAACCUCCUCUUCCUUAGCGCCCACCGUCCCUCCCAGCCUUGCCAUCAAGGAGGAAGCUGAGGAAGAGGAAGGGCAGGUGGACGACGGCGGCCUGGAGCAAAGGGACAUCGAACUGGUGAUGGCUCAGGCCAACGUGUCCAGAGCCAAAGCUGUCCGUGCGCUGAAACACAACAAAAAUGACAUAGUGAACGCCAUUAUGGAGCUGACCAUGUGACCCUGCUCCCACCGCCAGAGGGGCUCGUCUGCCUUGCUGCUAAUGUCAUGUUGCAUCCCAGUUGUCUGCUCAAUAAAGCCGUUGCUACCCGAACCCUCAGCACUCAACACUAGCUGCUGUCCUCAUCCUUCUAAUAUUCUUCCGCCCCCUCAGUCCCAGACUGCAUCAGGAGGACACCAGCGGCGGAGAGGUCCUCAGCGCUCACACUCUUCAGGAGGGAAAACGCAGAUCCUUCCGCUCCCAAAAGUGGUUCAUGUGGACGGAGUAGUGUGUGAAUGAGAGAAGGAACGCUGGUGGUCAUGGCCCAGGGAUUUAUUGUGAAGCAGACAGUGUGUUUUCCUUGACAGACUUUGGCAGGAUUCUCUCAUGUCAACGAAACAAAAAGGUGCAGGUUUAAUGAUGGGCCUUUGCCAACAUAGCUCUAGCGUUAGCUCAAUGAAUCCCUUUCUAAAGAGCCUGUGAGAAUAUCGAACCAAAGGCCAGUCAGAUCUUUAUCCUGAAUAUAUCGGCUUCACUGAAAUAUCAUCAAGUUAAUCCUCAUUCUCAAAUUCCGUUGCCAUUCAGACCUGGAGUCUGCACAGUUGGGUCACCGUCAGACGGUCGCCUCGGCGCUCACGCAUCUGGAAGGACGUUGUUCUCGAAGUGACCCUGGUUGGUGACGUUCCCUGCCGGAGAGUAGCGAGCCACCACGAACGUCGAGCCGUCCGACGCCGUCGCUUUGCCCACGCCCAUCCUUUCCG